Phragmites australis (common reed) is the source of this 1529-nucleotide messenger RNA. Its product is annotated as nudix hydrolase 12, mitochondrial-like. Gene Ontology annotation, molecular function: pyrophosphatase activity. The record is from RefSeq and is a predicted model, not a curated record. NCBI's taxonomy places the organism in Eukaryota, Viridiplantae, Streptophyta, Magnoliopsida, Poales, Poaceae. Gene Ontology annotation, cellular component: cytoplasm; nucleus. The transcript has 5 exons. Bases 546 to 1067 code for a protein of 173 amino acids.
UCACCGGAGACCCGAUCUUUUAAAAUUUUUCUCCCUUCUUCUUCCCCACCUAUCCACACGAUUCCAGCUUCUUUUAUAAAUCCUCCGUCCAUAGCUACUCCCGAAACGAACCCCAAUCACGCAAUAACAGAAGCAGAAGCAGAGCACCCCUUCUUCUUUAAUUGCGCCUGCCCAUCGCCCACUCCUGGAUUCCAGUGAUAGGACGGCUCGAGGUGCCGCCCAUUUCGACAUGGCUCCUCCUCCCAAACCGUUAUUGUAGUGGUAGCAGCAGUAUUCGGUGCAAUUCUUUAGUUGUUUCUGUUUCUGUUUCUGUUUCUUGUCUGCUUGGGCGGUGCUGGUGCGUUAAUGGCGGUUGACCUCAUCCGCCUCCUCCCCCUCAAUCCUUUAAAUCGGGCGGGAAGCGAAGCGUCCGUGGUGAGAUGAGGCACAGAGCCCGUCCCUUUUCUUGUUUUCACUAGCCAUCUCUCUCCGUGUUGAUCAAGCCAUCGAGAGACGACCCUUCUGCUCCGUGGCCUCUGUUCUUGCAUUUCUCCAGCCUCUAAGCCAUGGCGUCGGAGACGAAGGCCCUCGUCGCGAGGAAGGGCAGGCUGAGGCAGCGCUACGACAACGAGUACCGCCUCGUCGCGGGGUGCGUGCCGUACCGCGUGACCACGGACGGGCAGCCGGAGGUGCUCAUGGUCUCGACGCCCAACAGGGACGAUCUCGUCUUCCCCAAGGGCGGCUGGGAGGACGACGAGGACGUGUACGAGGCGGCGUGCCGCGAGGCGCUGGAGGAGGCCGGAGUCAGGGGCACCAUCAAUAGAACCACACUGGGGCUGUGGGUGUUCAGGAGCAAGAGCAGCCAGGACAGCGACAGCCCCCGGGGCGCUUGCAAGGGCUACAUCUUCGCGCUGGAGGUCGCCGAGGAGCUCGACCACUGGCCGGAGCAGGACACCCACGGCCGGCAGUGGGUGAGUCACGCAUCUUCUCCUCGGUUGAUCACGUCUCCCCGGCGGACGCGUACCGCCUCUGCCGGUACGAGUGGAUGCGCGAGGCGCUGUCGGCUCUGCUGGACCGCCUGCCGGUGAUCUGCCACUGCCAGACGCCGGAGAAGGUGAAGCCUACGGCGCCGAACUUGAACGAGCGCGCUGGCAUGUACAUGAUGAUGAAAGCGGCAGCGACCGCGGAUCGAGCGGUGGCGCUCUGCUGAUCAAUGUACGUUACAUGGGUGACUGACGGGUGCGAGCUAAUCGGCAGCGGAAUCGUCUUAUCACCCUUUCCUGCAUCCAUUUUUUUUUUCUCCUUCAAACUUGUGAGUUUUCUUCUUGGUGCAUCUGCAAAUGCUUCCUGACAGUGGUGCCUGUGAAAGCUCCAACCCCUAUAUGGAGGCAAUGCUUGUGAACUUGUGUGAUCCACCACCCAGUGUCUGCUACUGGGGUGCCAUUGUGUACCACUAGGGCUACAAGUACUAACCCGUAUAAAUAUGCUUUGUUUAGUGUACCGGAGUCGAUUCCUAAAUCAUAUGAAUAAUUGUGAAUACAGAUUUCUUA